Messenger RNA from Neoarthrinium moseri, 1248 nucleotides. RefSeq lists its product as uncharacterized. Gene Ontology annotation, molecular function: transmembrane transporter activity. The coding region runs from base 1 to 1248 and encodes 415 amino acids. NCBI's taxonomy places the organism in Eukaryota, Fungi, Ascomycota, Sordariomycetes, Amphisphaeriales, Apiosporaceae. The record is from RefSeq and is a predicted model, not a curated record. Gene Ontology annotation, biological process: transmembrane transport. The transcript is spliced from 3 exons. Gene Ontology annotation, cellular component: fungal-type vacuole membrane.
AUGGCAGCAGCCCGGAGCGACGACGACGACGACCAAGUCUCGUACCCCGAGGGCGGCACACGGGCCUGGCUGGUGGUGCUUGGCGCCUGGUGCGCCAUGAUCCCGUCCAUGGGCCUGCUGAACACGCUGGCCGUCCUGCAGGCCUGGGUGUCGGUCAACGAGCUGCACGGAAUACCCGAGUCGUCCAUCGGGUGGAUCUUCAGCCUGUACGCCUUCUUUCUGUAUCUAUGCGGUGCCCAAGUCGGCCCUAUAUUCGACGUGCACGACGUCCGGUUCCUGAUCAUCCCCGGCUGCAUCGGCAUCGUCGCGGCUACCAUGCUCCUGAGUCUUGCAAAGGAAUACUACCAGUUCCUCCUCACGUUCGGCGUGCUCGGCGGCGUGUCGGCCUCGAUGCUCUUCAACCCCAGCAUCGCGACCAUCGGCCACUGGUUCUCGGAGCGCCGCGCGCUGGCGACGGGCGUGGCCUGCACGGCGGGGGGCGUCGGGGGCGUCGUAUUCCCGCUGAUCAUCCUGUACGCGUCGCCGGCCAUCGGGUUCCCCUGGGCCAUCCGGAUCAUCGGCUUCAUCUGCGCGGCGGCCUCGGUGGCCGCCUGCACCCUGCUGCGCAAGCGGCUGCCGCCGAACAAGAAGGGCGGGUCGUCGAUCGACCUCGGGGCGCUCAGAGACACCCGGUACGCCAUCGUCACGGCGGCCGUGUUCCUGGUCGAGUUCGCCGUCUUCAUCCCCUACACGUACAUCUCGUCGUACGCCAUCGCCACGGGGCUCGAGCCCCAUAAGGCGUACCUGCUGAACACGCUGCUCAACGCCGGCGCGAUCCCGGGGCGGGCGCUGCCGGGCUACGUGGCGGACCGGUUCGGGGUAUUCAACGUCAUGUGCGUCACGUGCUUCACGUGCGUGGCCUUCAUCCUGUGUCUCUGGCUGACGACUCCGCGCGACAACGAGGCCAUGGUGACCAGCUUCGCGGUGCUGUACGGGUUCUGGUCCGGGGCGGCCAUCAGCCUAACGCCGGUGUGCAUUGGCCAGGUGUGUCGGGUGGAGGACUACGGGAAGAGGAACGGCACGGCGUUCUCCAUCGCGAGCAUUGGCGCCCUGGUCGGAAUCCCAUUGGCCGGCGCCAUUCUGCAGGCGCAGGGCGGAGGGUACAGCGGAGUGAUUGCUUUGGCCGGAGGCGCAUACGCUGCAGCCACGGCUGCUUUUAUAGUCGCGAGGGGAGUAUCCGCCGGUUGGAGUCUCAAAACUGUAUUCUAG